AUCUUGUGAAAGCUAGAGAAGAUUUUUCCACCUGUAUUUUUCAACUCAAUGGAACACUUGCCAGUUCAUCUUCCACAUGAGGCAAAGGUUGGUGGUCCCGUCCAGUACAGGUGGAUGUACCCAUUUGAAAGGUUUCUUAACCAUUUGAAGCGUAAGGUUGGAAAUAAGGCACGUGUAGAAGGCUCCAUAUGCAAUGCUUACCUAAUGGAGGAGAUUACGAACUUUUGUUCCCACUAUUUUCAACCUGAGGUUGACACCAAAGCAAGGGAUCUAGGAAGAAAUGUCCAUUCGGUUGUUGAGAACCAACAUGACGUUAAUAUCCCCGAGAUGUUCAGGGUGGAUUGUGGUCGUGCACCUACUAAUGGCCGUUUGCGCUUCUUGCAAGACAUGGAGUAUGAUCGAGCACAUCUUUAUGUGCUUGCAAACAGUGGCAUCUUAGGUGAAUAUGAAAGGAAAUUUGAGGAGCACAUUCUCCAAACUCAACCUCACAUAGUAAUGGAGGAUAUUUGGAGUAAAUGCGAAGCCCAGUUCCCUGAAUGGUUUAAAUCACAUGUUCUCCGGUCUUUGAGUCCUAAUGAUGUGACACGGGCGCUUGCGAUGGGCCCCUCUAGACAAGUAAGGACAUGGAGCCGGUUCUAUGCGAAUGGAUAUAAUUUUCAAACUCAUGACUACGGCAAACACAAGUCAACUAUGAAUUAUGGAGUGUGUGUACAAAGUCCUGAUGAAGUUGACUACUUUGGCAUUUUGGAGGAGGUGGUUGAACUUUCUUAUUGUGGUAAGCUUCAAGAGUACAAGACAAUCUUGUUUAAGUGCAGCUGGAUGGAUUCCGUGAAGGGUAUGAACAUUCAUGAACAAUACAAACUUGUUGAGGUCAAUCAUUCUAAGAGAUACCCAAAGUAUGACCCGUUUGUAUUGUCUUACCAAGUUAGUCAAGUAUACUUUGCACACUACCCCAGUUUGAAGAGGGAUAAAGCCCAAUGGUGGGCUGUGUUUAAAACUAAGGCAAGGUCUGUGAUUGAUGCUCCGGUUGACUUAGACUUUCUACAAGAAGAUGCAAAUGAGGUUUCUUCAGCUCUUUGUGCUCCAGAUGAGAUCCCAGAUUAUGAAGAUCAAGAUGAUGAUGAUGAUGAUGACGAUAUUAAUGAUGGUGAUGCUGAUAGUAUGAGUGAUGAGGAUGAGGAUGAUGAAGAUGAGGAUGAGGAUGAUGGUGAUGAUGACAUUGAUGAUGAUGAUGACGAUGGUGAUGAUGAUGAUGCUGAUGAUUCUGAUGGAUACGACGAUUAACUUGAUAUUGCUGAUUUUGGUCCUAUUUGGUUGUUUAAUUUUAGGUUCAAGAAAUAUUAUGUAGUUGUUUGGUAAACUUAUGAUUGGAGUUUGACAUGUGUUGUCUUUUAUGAUUGAACUUUGAAUUAUGUUGUUGUUUAUUGAACUUAU
Messenger RNA from Spinacia oleracea (spinach), 1434 nucleotides. RefSeq names its product pheromone-processing carboxypeptidase KEX1-like. The transcript has 4 exons. NCBI's taxonomy places the organism in Eukaryota, Viridiplantae, Streptophyta, Magnoliopsida, Caryophyllales, Amaranthaceae. The record is from RefSeq and is a predicted model, not a curated record. Bases 49 to 1284 code for a protein of 411 amino acids.